Papaver somniferum (opium poppy) is the source of this 1719-nucleotide messenger RNA. Its product is annotated as purine permease 1-like. Gene Ontology annotation, cellular component: membrane. Gene Ontology annotation, molecular function: purine nucleoside transmembrane transporter activity. The record is from RefSeq and is a predicted model, not a curated record. Lineage: Eukaryota; Viridiplantae; Streptophyta; Magnoliopsida; Ranunculales; Papaveraceae. The coding region runs from base 208 to 1401 and encodes 397 amino acids. The transcript is spliced from 2 exons.
AGAGAAGCAUGCCUAUCACAAAAAGCAUUCCAACCCAAAAAAAAAAAAAAAAAUAUUGAAAGAAAAAAAAACUUUGAAGACGCAAAUUAAAAGUUGGUAAAAAGAGACUGAUUGGAAAUGUAGGCAGCUAUUUAAAUAUGCAGAGACCACAAGUUGAACUUACCAGAAUUCGAAUUGUAAACUGAGAUAAUAAAUCAUUAGCCAGCCAUGAAAAGUAUUGUGGAGAAUGAUCAGAGCAACAUGAAAGGAGGAGUACUAGUAUCCAGUAAUAGUCAUGAACACCACCAUCACCAAGAAGAAGAUAACAAGAAGAAGAAGAAAAUGAAACUAGUGAUUCUAAUAGUGAAUUGCAUAUUCUUAUCGGUAGCACAAAUAACAGGUCCAUUGCUGCUAAGGGUUUACUACUUACAUGGUGGUCAAAGAAAAUGGUUAUCAAGUUGGUUGCAAACUGUAGCUUUUCCAUUUCUUCUCAUACCUAUCUCCGUUUCAUGGUUUAAAUCGAAAUCAAAAUCUCAUGAUUCUCGAUCAAUAUCAGCAAUUGAUGUAAACCCGACGACUGACCGGAAGCUAAGAUUUGGUGGUUUCAGUCCUAAACUUUUCAUAUCAUGUAUUUUCUUGGGGAUUAUAGUUGGUUUAGACAGUUUUCUAUAUGCUUAUGGUGUAAGCUAUCUCCCUGUUUCAACUUCUUCACUGUUGAUGUCUACUCAACUAGCUUUUACUGCUGCAUUUGCUCUACUUCUUGUUAGGCAGAAGUUUACUCCGUAUUCGAUUAAUUCGGUUGUGUUGUUAACUCUUGGUGCUGUUGUUUUGGCUUUCCAUACUAAUGGUGAUAAACCUAUUGGUGUCUCGAAGGAUCAAUACUUCUUGGGGUUCUUUGUAACUCUUGGUGCAGCUGCACUAUUUGGGUUUAUGUUGCCUUUUAUCGAGUUAGUGUACAGGAAAGCAUGCGAAGCUGUAACAUAUGAUCUGGUGAUGCGGAUGCAGUUUAUAAUUUCAAUGGUUGCAACAGUUUUUUGCACCAUUGCCAUGUUAAUCAACAAGGACUUUCAGGCUAUUAGCAGAGAAGCAAAGGGUUUUGAACUUGGAGAAACAAAGUAUUACAUAGUAUUAAUAUUUACAGCCGUAUCGAUGCAAUGUGCCGUAGUGGGAACUUUGGGUGUAAUACAUUGUGCAUCAUCUUUAUUCAGUGGAGUUCUUAUGACACUACUCCUUCCAAUUCAACAAAUCUGUGCAAUAUUUUUCUUUAAUGAGAAAUUCAGUGCAGAAAAAGGAAUGUCAUUAGGUCUAUCUAUAUGGGGUUUUGCUUCUUAUUUCUAUGGCGAAUAUAAGCAAACAAAAAAGAAGACGAAUCAGCACAAGGCAGUACCGAUUAACAGCCAAGAAAUCCCUGAUGAAGUUUGAAAAUUCUUGUUCCUGGGAGAAACUUACUAUAUGUAAUUCCCUCCUGCGAUAACAAGUUUGGCUUCUUUGUAGUUUCAAUAUUGAAUCGGAUGGUCAAUUAAGUCAACGUGAAGUCACUUACAUGAACAUUGUACAAUUUUGCAAUUCCCGAUCGAUCUCUAAAUUUAUACCAAAAACUUGGUUGCGAAAAAACCUAAAUCCCCCUAUAUCAAAUUACUGCAAGUUUAGCUUGAGAAGGGAGGUCUUCGUCCCGCUCUAACUCCGAACUCUGCUUCUUCAGAUGAAAUCCCAUAAUAUAACAUUCCUUCCAUCCUCUUU